This is a messenger RNA of Scutellospora calospora, 492 nucleotides long. NCBI's taxonomy places the organism in Eukaryota, Fungi, Glomeromycota, Glomeromycetes, Diversisporales, Gigasporaceae. The record is from the annotation of a GenBank genome assembly.
AUGACAACUUUUGUAGCAGUAACAUCUUCAAAUAACCUUAACGAAGCUAUUGCAGUAGUAAAGAAAGUUAAGGCAGAUAAAUAUUAUGGCACUCACCUAUGUGAAAUAUCAAUAACUCUUGACAAAAAAGAUGAAAUAAUCAAGGUAUUAGUGAAGCAAGUACAACAACUCUCAGUAAACUAUGCUACCAUCUAUAACCAAGAAAAGGAUACAUGUGAAAAAGAAAGAAAACUCAGUGAACCUAUCGAAAGAGAAAGACAAAUGGAUAAUAUUAGAAGGGUAAAUUAUUAUGAACAUAAAAAACAAAGUGAAGAGAAAUUAUAUGCAAGACUUAGAAAAAUAGCAGAAAUAACUCAUCAAGUCAAGACUAGCAAGGCUAAACCCAUAAGACAAAGAGCCUAUAGGGUAUCACUAAGUGAGAAUGAGUUCAUAGAAAAAGAGCUAAAAGAAAUGAAAGAAAGAGAGUUAAUUCGAAAGUCUAAUAGCUCUUAG